AUGAAUAUCAAGAGUAUUGUAACAGUUCCAACCGCUGAAGUACUAAUUGAUGCGUGUCUCAGUAAAACCAAUAGAAAGACCCCAACUGAAGUCCAUCGGCACUACAAGAUUGGCCGCAUAAGAGAGUUUUAUACGCGCAAGGUUAAAUUUGCUUGUACUAUGUACACUAGUAAACUCAACGAGAUCUUAGAAGCCUUUCCUAAAGUAGACGAGAUUCAUCCUUUUACGUCCGAUCUAAUCAAUGUUCUUUAUGACCGAGACCAUUACAAAAUGGCCUUAGGUCACAUCAAAACGGUUUCUAGUAGUAUUAGUCGCACGCAAAAGGAGUAUACCAAGCUAAUUAAGUACGGAGAUACGCUCUAUCGGUGCAAACAGCUAAAAAGAGCUGCUUUAGGUAAGAUGUCUACUAUGGCUAAGAAGCUAGGCAAGACUUUAGUUUACUUAGAGGAGGUGCGACAGAGUUUAAUGCGAAUGCCGGAUAUUGAUCCUAGUACGCGAACUUUACUUAUUUGUGGGUAUCCUAACGUAGGGAAGAGUAGUUUUAUGAACAGUGUAAGUCGGGCUAAAGUAGAUAUUCAGCCGUACGCCUUUACAACUCGUAAUCUUUAUGUGGGUCAUUUUGACUAUAAGUAUUUGCGAUGGCAGAUUAUUGAUACGCCUGGAGUACUUGACCAUCCAAUUGAAGAGAUGAAUACAAUUGAGAUGCAAAGUGUGACGGCUUUAGCCCAUUUAAGAGCGGCGGUGCUUUACUUUAUUGAUGUUAGUGAGACUUGUGGGUACUCAAUUGAGUGCCAAUUAGGACUCUUCCGAUCUCUUUCGCCUUUAUUUGAAGGUAAGCCGGUUGUUUUUAUUCUCAGUAAGAGUGAUGCUAAGCGUAUCUCGGAAUUACCAAGUGAAACACAAACGCUUAUCAAAGAAUUGAUAGCAGAUAAUCCUUGGGUUGAGAUAUCAUCUUUAGCAGAGAGUAACAUUGAUAUGGCCAAGAAUAUGGCCUGUGAGUACUUAUUGGACCAGCGAGUGGAAAUUAAGUUGCAAGAGAAGCGCUUGGAAGAGUUCCGAGCUAUGCUGGAUAUUCGUAAGCCGGAAAUUGAUCCUGAGUACAAACGAGUAGCUCAGACGGACGAGUUUGGUACUCGAACUGAAACACAGAAGCAAUUAAAGGAAGAGGCCAGACAAAGAGGUGAAAAGUUCUUCUCUGAUCUGAACAAGUCUUACUUUGUAGCGGCUGAGUGGAAGUACGAUGCUAUUCCUGAGAUUAUGAACGGUAAGAACAUUGCUGAUUUUAUUGAUCCUGAGAUUGAAGCUAAGUUGUUGAAGUUAGAAGAGGAGGAAGACUAUUACUUACAGGAGGUUUAUGGCCGAGAGUACAACUUGUUGCAUCCUUCGGAGAAAGAUAAGAAACAAAAGAUUAUGCAUUCCAAGAUUGUGCAUCGCUUGCGCGGUAUGAACAAACAGCGCUCUUCUAUCCCUGAACGAAUGAAGUUUGCCGCGGAAACGAAGAAACUGGCUACUAAGGCGGCUCAAGCUCAAGAGGCCGUGGCUCCAGGAGCUCCAAUGGAAGUAGAACUGCGCAAGGAGCCAGAAAGACAAGUCUUAGCCCUGACACCCACCCAGCGCAACUUACUGGCCUUCAAGGACACCUACGUGAAAGAGAAGAAGCUUAAGGGUCGUAAGAGUGAAAGUGAUCGCAUCCACUUAACCGAACGGCCCAAGCACUUAUUCAGUGGAAAGACUGGUCGUGGUAAACGGCAAUACCGAUAG
This is a messenger RNA of Nematocida homosporus, 1761 nucleotides long. RefSeq names its product nucleolar GTP-binding protein. Gene Ontology annotation, cellular component: nucleolus. The transcript has a single exon. The record is from RefSeq and is a predicted model, not a curated record. Lineage: Eukaryota; Fungi; Microsporidia. Gene Ontology annotation, biological process: ribosomal large subunit biogenesis. The coding region runs from base 1 to 1761 and encodes 586 amino acids. Gene Ontology annotation, molecular function: GTP binding; GTPase activity; RNA binding.